AGAGACAGACUGAUUCUCAGCCAAGUUCAGUUACACGUCAGUAGGAAACCUGUACUGGUGAGUGGACGUGUACGUGCUCGUCAGCCGGUUCCCGGAUGCACCAAACAGAAACAUGGAGCGGGUGGUGGUGGAAGUGCCGAUCAACAACGGUUUUUCCAUCCCCUGCCCAUCCUCAACACCCCGUAAGCGCCAGGUGCGUUUCUCAGCACGGCAUGACAUCAUUCUUCUACGGGAAGUUAUUGCCCAGAACCCCUUUGCCUCCAAGGAGCCAGGACGAAUCUGGGCCCGGGUCGGGGAAAUCAUCACUGCCACCCUCCAGGAGGAAAACUUUGAGGUGGAUGCCAGGAGGUGCAGAGAGAGGACCAUGCUGCUGCUGGACUACUAUAAGAAACAAGACUUUCCCAGUCUGCGCAGGUUUGGAACAGAGAGGUUGUAUGCCCAGAAGGAGGAUCUGCUCCAUGAGGUUUUGGAGCUGGAGGCUGAAAAGGGGCUCCUGUCCAGUGGUGAGGGCACAAAAUACCAGGAUGAAGAACGAAGAAAUCAUGUCAUCGAGGAGCUGACACUGCCAGAACAGGACAAACCGGACAUCACGCAAAUCCCUCCUGCAGAAGUAGAAGAAGAGCGAGAGCAAAUGGCAGAGCUCUCAGCGGCGCCCACAGCCAAGCGGCCCUGUCAGUGUUGCUGCCAGACGUACUCAGAGAUUCUCAGCUUUCUGGAGAAACGCUCGGAGGCAGAGCAACGGCUGCGAGAGGAGGAGCUUUCCCUGCGCCGAGAAGAGCUGGAGAUUCAGAGGAACAUUCAGAUCUUUCAUUCUCAGGUAAGAUUUCUCUGGAGAGGGAGCGUCUGGAAGCUGAGAGGAAAGAAAGAGAACGCAGAUUUGAGCUCGAGAGCCGAGAGAGGCAGGUCAUCUUGGACCUGUUAAAAGAAAAGGUGCUGAAGGGCUGAAAACAAGAGCUUCCACCUGCAGCAUUUGUCAGUGGGGGGGUCAAAGGGCUGCUCCUAAGAGGAAGUAAACCAGCAAAACUGGAAGUGAGAAGAUCAAAGAGAAGUGACACGAAAUUUAAACUGUAGGGCGUUAAUGUGGGCUGGUAGUUGUCUUUGUUUAUAUUAACAGUUGGACAAAUAAGUGAAAUUGUGGGUGACACUAGUUAUUCACACAGGAGGUGUGUACAGUUACAGAAAGUCAUUAUUAUCUUAAAUGGAUACAAUUUUGUUUUCAUACAAUCAAUAUAGACUAAAUCUAUCGAGCUAAAGUAAAAUGUCUUGGAAAUUUUUGUAAAUGUAAUAAAAAAAGGAAAAACCAAGCAUUUUCCACUGACAUUCCCAGUCAUGUACAGCCACAACUCAGCCACAUGACCACCAUGUGGCCCACAGGGAAAUUACUGUAACCAAUGUCCUCAUAUUUGGACAACCUUUGACCCACAACACUUGCCGUAAUCCACGUCCACACUGACAACUGAUAGCUGAACCAUGAGGCCCUCAAGACGCUUCCUGUAACCCACAUCAAGGCUGACAACUGACUAUUGGACAACAAAUGGUGAACACAACACUUACUAGUACUGCAGCUGAGUCGCAAAUAACGUAAACAAACAGGUCUGCUCUCUGGGUUACCUCAAGUGUAAUGAAUGCUUGUUUUUGGUUGUGGUCGGAGAGACCGUCAGCACAGAUUCCAGGGUUGCACAUGGCUUACAACCAUCACUUUGUGACUGGUGAGUGAAUAAUUCUGCAAUGUAAAGUGCUUUGGGUCCAUAGAAAAGUGCUGUAUAAGUCUAAUUAAUUGAACAUUGCAUGGUGUUGAUGGACAUAUUUUCUUGGCACAUUAUCUCAAUUGCCAUCAAGUUAGAGGCAGUUUAUGACACAGCCCAGUCCAUCGCAGGGCCAACGCAAAGACAAACAUGUGCAUGGUGAAAACUCCACGCAGAGCAGCCUCAGCAUAACCUUCUCACUGUGAGCCGACACCGCUAACCACAAAACCACAGUUAGCAGGCAAGUAAGACUCCACAGAACUAAUCAAGACAUCAGUUACAAGUCUAUGUAAGAAAUGUAAAACUAAACCCAAACUCAGCCUGUUAACCCUGCUGCCAUUUUGUUUCCUUAACUCAAUCUUGUAUUUAUUUAUUGUGUAAGUAUAAUUGUUAUUGUUGUUAUCCAGCAUUAAGCUGACAUCACAGAGCAUUUCAACCUCAACACCCUCAGACCGAAGCUGGUUCACCUGAAGGAUAAAACAUCAAAACACAGCCUGAGUGAUGUUGUGCACAACCAGCCUAUAAAUACAUAGCACAGUUCAGGAGAACCAGAUCUGCAGGUCAGUCCGUAAACAUCUCUGUUAACCAGUAAAAAGCAUCUUUGAACAAAGGAGGUGUUUUCAGAUAUCAUACAAGUAGCAGGGAAUUUUCUCUCUGUGUGUUUUACGUUAUCUGGCUCAAAAACCGGCUCCCACAUGCUGUUGACCUCGACAUGAUAAGUUUUGGUGGAGGCUUAUUGAAGGAACUAAUUACAUAAUAGUGGCUCACAGAGUGGAAACGUACUGACACACAGGUACAGAGUGUAUUCAUCUCCAAAAGUACAUUGUGAAUAAUAAAUGCAUUGGAAGAAGAAAUAUGAGGUUCAGCUCUUCACUACCACGUCUAAACCUAACAAUCCAUUGAUCUUUAACUAUCAUGUGUUUUUAUUAUUUUCAAAAUUUCUUCUUUCUCCACCCUUGAAAGAAAAAAAAAAUAUUUACCUUGUCUCUCAUCCCAGUAGUUGUACCAACUUGAUCAAUUUUUGGCACUUACACCGCAAGACUGGGGCGUACAUUUAUAGAAAAUUUCUUGAACUGAUCCACUGUUUUUAUAAGUCAGUAACUUCAUUGUUUUCUUUCAUAAAAUAAUUUGGGAGAGAUGGUUUUACUUUGUCAGAGUUUACUGUGCUGUUUGCAUCACUUGUUCUAGUGACCACAGUUCUUCCUGUGGUGCAUCUACAGUCGCUUCAGGAUUUGCUGUUGCCUGAGCAUGGGAUCUGUGACGGCUUUCCAGUCCUGUUAUCACUAACGCUUCUCUCCGAAUGUACUGCUCCAGUUCAUCCACCCUCAGUUCAAGCAUGAUUGUGCAUGCAACUGUAUGAAAGUCUUCGAGUGUUUUUUUUUUUUUUUUUUGUUAUGUAGUCUC
This is a messenger RNA of Melanotaenia boesemani (Boeseman's rainbowfish), 3149 nucleotides long. Its product is annotated as trichohyalin. The coding region runs from base 113 to 922 and encodes 269 amino acids. The transcript is spliced from 7 exons. Lineage: Eukaryota; Metazoa; Chordata; Actinopteri; Atheriniformes; Melanotaeniidae. The record is from RefSeq and is a predicted model, not a curated record.